Messenger RNA from Sesamum indicum (sesame), 1385 nucleotides. Its product is annotated as glutamine synthetase nodule isozyme. The record is from RefSeq and is a predicted model, not a curated record. Gene Ontology annotation, cellular component: cytoplasm. NCBI's taxonomy places the organism in Eukaryota, Viridiplantae, Streptophyta, Magnoliopsida, Lamiales, Pedaliaceae. Gene Ontology annotation, molecular function: glutamine synthetase activity.
ACCCUCCCUCUUCUGGUCUCUCCAUAACAACACACUGGUGUACUCCCAUUCAAGAAUCCGGUGAAGAAAACACGCAGACGGCUACAGAAUCAAACUCUGUUUCUUGGAGUUCUUGUGAGGAAGGGAAGAUGUCUUUGCUCAGUGAUUUGAUCAACUUGAACCUCUCUGAAGUUACUGAGAAAUCCAUUGUUGAGUACAUAUGGGUUGGGGGAUCCGGGAUGGACCUCCGUAGCAAGGCCAGGACUCUCCCUGGUCCAGUUACUGAUCCUUCGCAGCUUCCGAAAUGGAAUUAUGACGGUUCUAGCACAGGUCAAGCCCCCGGUGAAGAUAGUGAAGUUAUUCUCUAUCCUCAGGCAAUUUUCCCUGAUCCAUUCAGGAGAGGAAACCACAUACUUGUUAUGUGUGAUGCUUACACUCCAGCUGGAGAACCGAUCCCGACAAACAAGAGGUACAAUGCUGCCAAAAUCUUCAACCAUCCUGAGGUUGUUGCAGAGGAACCCUGGUAUGGGAUAGAGCAAGAGUAUACUUUAUUACAGAAAGACGUGAAGUGGCCACUCGGCUGGCCUGUCGGAGGAUUCCCAGGACCGCAGGGACCAUACUACUGUGGGAUUGGUGCUGACAAGGCCUUCGGCCGUGACAUUGUUGAUGCGCACUACAAAGCAUGUCUCUAUGCUGGCAUCAACAUCAGCGGCAUCAAUGGAGAGGUCAUGCCUGGUCAGUGGGAAUUCCAAGUCGGUCCUUCUGUGGGAAUCUCUGCUGCUGAUCAGGUGUGGGUGGCUCGUUACAUUCUUGAGAGGAUCACUGAGAUCGCUGGGGUUGUCGUCUCGUUCGAUCCAAAGCCCAUCCAGGGUGACUGGAACGGAGCUGGGGCGCAUACAAACUACAGUACCAAGUCCAUGAGAGAGGACGGAGGUUAUGAAGUGAUCAAGAAGGCCAUCCACAAGCUCGGAUUGAGGCACAAGGAACACAUUGCUGCUUAUGGAGAAGGUAACGAACGCCGUCUCACCGGGAGGCAUGAAACGGCCGACAUCAACACCUUCCUAUGGGACGUUGCAAACCGGGGAGCAUCAAUAAGGGUAGGAAGGGACACGGAGAAGGCCGGCAAAGGGUAUUUCGAGGACAGGAGGCCUGCCUCCAACAUGGAUCCCUACGUCGUUACAUCGAUGAUUGCAGAGACAACCAUCCUCUGGAAACCUUAGAAGGAUCAUCAGCAAAGCCAUUGUUUUAGCUUCUCUUGUUUCUGAUUGAUGCAUUGACCUUCCUAAUUAUUUGAUAAAAAUGUAUCCUUUAACAUUUCCUUUUGAAACUCCUUCCCUUGUUUGAUUGCUUUCAUAUGGAACUUGAUCAUAGCUUCCUCGGGGGUACGAUCGUAAUUUGUUAUUGUU